AGGCUCCAGUCCUGCUCUUCACUGGGCGGCGGGCGCACGUGUUGGACCUUGUUCCUAAUACUUUGACUUAUUUAGGAACAAAGUAAAAAUAAAUAAAGUACUGUAAUCUUUCCAAGUGAGACUUAAGAGUGACAUGAAGUGGCGUUGGGUGAUUUUGGGGGUUCUUCUGUCUUUGGGUUAUCAGUGUUGGAGCGAAACGGGUCUGGAUUUUCCUGAAUACGAUGGGAAGGACAGAGUUCAUCAGCUGACGGCUAAAAACUACAAGUCUGUGAUGAAGAAGUAUGACGUGAUGGUGAUCUACCUGCACAAGCCUGUGGGGGAGGACCGCAUGGCCAGAAAACAGUUCGAAGUGGAGGAGCUCGCUCUGGAGCUGUUAACCAGUCCCGCCGCCUUGACUUACCAGCUGGCUGCACAGGUGCUCGACGGUCUGGAUGAUGAAGACAUCGGUUUCGGCCUGCUGGAUUCAAAGAAAGACAGAGCGGUCGCUAAAAAGCUGGGUAUGCUGGAGGUGGACAGCAUCUAUAUAUUUGCAGAUGAUGAAAUCAUUGAGUAUGACGGAGCUCUGGCGGCCGAUACUCUGCUGGAGUUUCUCUAUGAUGUGAUUGAGGAUCCGGUGGAGAUCAUCAGCAAUGACCGAGAGCUCAAAGGCUUUCACAACAUCGAGGAGGACAUGAAGCUGAUGGGCUUCUUCAAGAGCAACAAAUCCCCACACUUUAUUGAGUAUGAUGACGCAGCUGAGGAAUUUCAUCCCUUCAUCAAGUUUUUUGCCACCUUUGAGCCAAAGAUUGCUAAGAAAUUAAACCUGAAGAUGAAUGAGGUGGAUUUCUAUGAGCCCUUCAUGAACCAACCCGUCACCAUCCCCGGAAAACCCUACAUGGAGGACGAUAUCGUCAACUUUAUCGAGGACCACGACAGACCAACUCUGAGAAAACUGGAGCCCCACAGCAUGUAUGAGAUCUGGGAAGACGAUAUUAACGGACAGCACAUUGUUGCCUUUGCUGAGGAGUCUGACCCUGACGGUUAUGAAUUCUUAGAGAUCCUGAAGGAAGUGGCUCAAGAGAACACAGAGAAUCCAGAAUUAAGCAUCAUCUGGAUUGAUCCCGACGACUUUCCACUGAUGGUGCCGUACUGGGAGAAGACCUUCGGCAUUGACCUCUCAUCUCCUCAGAUUGGCGUGGUGGAUGUCGAAAAUGCGGACAGUGUAUGGAUGGAGAUGGAUGAUGAUGAGCACAUGCCCACCGCAGACCAGCUCGACGCCUGGAUAGAAGACGUGAUGACUGGAAACAUCAACCCUAAUGAUGAAAAUCAGUAUCACGAUGAUGAGGAUGAUGAAGAUGAUGAGGAUGAAGAUGAUGAUGAUGAUAAUGAUGAUGAAGACGAUAAUGAUGAUGAUGAUGAUGAUGAGGAAGAUGAAGAUUAGUCAAUUCUUCCUCUCUCUCAGGCAUCAUCUCUCCAUCAUUGGCUCAUGUUUGUGACUUUAGGAACUCGUCAUGUUCGUGCCAUCGCAGACUGAGCUUUUCUCCUGUGCCAUCUGGAGGACGUUGCAAUCAUUUAAUCUCAUCUCACUGUUCAAAAGCUCUUUCUAAUGAAUAAUAAAGAUCCUAUUUCAGGAUCACUGCAAUAAAUCAGAAAAAAAAACUGUAUUGACAUUUGUUGAUCAGCUUUCCACCCACAGCCUGUUGUUUAUGGACUGUUUAUUGCAGGAUAAAGGACGCUCAGUGGAAACUCCUAAUCUUCCAUCAUCUGGAAUGUCUCAAAUAAAAAAAUAAUAAAAAAACAAUCCCUGUUUCUGGCUCAAUGUAAUGCAAUGAGAAGAGGAAAAUGAUUAAACAUCAUUUCUGCGUG
Danio aesculapii is the source of this 1845-nucleotide messenger RNA. It is a transcript of the gene casq1b, whose product is annotated as calsequestrin 1b. The transcript has 12 exons. Lineage: Eukaryota; Metazoa; Chordata; Actinopteri; Cypriniformes; Danionidae. Gene Ontology annotation, cellular component: sarcoplasmic reticulum lumen. Gene Ontology annotation, molecular function: calcium ion binding. The record is from RefSeq and is a predicted model, not a curated record. Gene Ontology annotation, biological process: regulation of skeletal muscle contraction by regulation of release of sequestered calcium ion. The coding region runs from base 134 to 1420 and encodes 428 amino acids.